Messenger RNA from Chlamydomonas reinhardtii, 2599 nucleotides. RefSeq lists its product as uncharacterized. The coding region runs from base 59 to 1858 and encodes 599 amino acids. The record is from RefSeq and is a predicted model, not a curated record. The transcript has 15 exons. NCBI's taxonomy places the organism in Eukaryota, Viridiplantae, Chlorophyta, Chlorophyceae, Chlamydomonadales, Chlamydomonadaceae.
CAUAUAUAUUGUUGCUACCGCAUUUGCACUGUCCCAUACAAAUAGUGCAGCAGCAAACAUGCGAGGGCUAAUGCAGGAAUCGCCCCUAAAUGUUUGCCAAAUCCUUGACUAUGCGGCCAAAUGGCAUCCCGAGCAGACGGUGGUGUCGCGACAGGUCGAGGGCGGCAUCCUGGUCACAACCUAUUCUGAGUUGCACAAGCGGGCGCGUCUCUGCGCCAUGGCGCUUCAGGGACUUGGUGUACGGCAGGGCACAUUUGUGGCCACCCUCGCUUGGAACACGUCGCGGCACAUGGAGGCGUGGUACGGCAUCAUGGGGUGCGGCGCCAUCUGCCACACCCUGAACCUGCGGCUGAGUGUGAAGGACCUGGUGUACAUCGCCAAUGAUGCCCAGGACGAGGUGGUGCUGGCGGACGCGACCCUGGUGCCGCUGCUGGGCCAGGUGCUGGCGGGCUGCCCCAGCGUGAAGCACGUGGUGCUGCUCACGGACAGGCUAAACAUGCCCCCCACCGGCGGCCUGCCUCCGGGCGUGGGCGUGCACUGCUAUGAGGAGCUGCUGGGGGCGGCGGCGGCGGCGGGCGGCGGGGCGGCGCUGGCGGGGUUCAGGUGGACGCAGGUGGACGAGCACGACGCGUGCGGCAUGUGCUACACCUCCGGGACCACCGGCAACCCCAAGGGUGUGCUGUACUCGCACCGCUCCAACUACCUGCACGCCAUGCUGCUGGUGCAGGCCGACAGCCUGCCCCUGGCCGCGUCCAGCUGCUGCCUGGCUGUGGUGCCCAUGUUCCACGCCAACGUGUGGGGGCUGGUGUUCGCGGCGCCGCUGGUGGGGGCGCGGCUCGUGCUGCCGGGCCCCUACCUUGACGGCGCCUCCAUCUACGGCCUGAUGGAGGGCCACGGCGUGACCAUGUCGGCGGGGGUGCCCACCGUGUGGCUGGCGCUACUGCAGCACUGCGAGGAGCAGGGGCUGAGCUUCAGCAGCCUCAAAAUGGUGGCCAUCGGCGGCGCAGCGGCCCCACUGUCCAUGAUUGAGGCGUUUGAAGUAAAGCACGGUGUGGAGGUGCGGCACCUGUGGGGAAUGACGGAGCUGUCACCCCUGGGCACACUGGGGGACCCCAAGCCCGCAUCCCUGGGCGGCCGCACCCGCCCGCCCGGCGGCUUCCGGCAACUCCCCGCCGCCUCCGGAUCUGGAUCCAGCAGCUCCGGACCUGGAUCCGACGCCGCGUUCCGUCGCGCCUACCUGGGAUCCAAGCUGAAGCAGGGUCGGCCGCACGUGCUGUGCGACAUGCGCAUUGUGGACGACGGCGGGCGGGAGCUGCCGCACGACGGCCAGAGCGUGGGGCACCUGCAGGUCCGCGGCCCCGCCACUGUGGCCCGCUACUUCAAGGCGCCGCAGCCCGCCACGGACGCCGCCGGCUGGUUCCCCACCGGCGACGUGGCGUCCAUUGACGGCUGGGGCAAUAUGGCCAUCACGGACCGCUCCAAGGACGUCAUCAAGAGCGGUGGCGAGUGGAUUAGCAGCAUCGAGAUCGAGAACCUGGCCAUGGGCUACCCGGGCGUUGCGGAGGCGGCGGUGGUGGCGGUGCCGGACGAGCGCUGGGGCGAGCGGCCGCUGCUGGUGCUGGUGGCGCGGCCGGGCGUGGAGCCAGACGCGGAGCUGCGGGAGGGCGUGCUGGGGUACCUGGCUGACAGGCUGGCCAAGUUUGCUGUCCCGGACGAUGUGGUGUUUGUGCCCCAGAUCCCGCACAACGCCACGGGCAAGGUGUCCAAGCUGACGCUGAGGGACAUGUUCAAGCACCACAAGAGCGGCGGCGGCGGCGGCGGCGGCGGAGGCGGCGGUGGCCCGCGGUCCAAGCUGUGAGGAGGAGGAAGAGGAGGGCGUGGUGGAGAUGGGGUGAAAUGACACGAUGGGAGCUGUCUCGCCAGAUGGGAUGUAGACAGUCGUCAGGUGGUGGCGGGCAGGGUGCGUGUGAGGCGCGCUGACAGACGGCGGGCAGGAGGGGAAGCCAGCUCGGAGAGCUUCUAGAAUGGAUGGGGUGCGUGGCGGUGUGUGCACAGUAGGUCAGGCUAGGCAGCGACAGCAGCAUCGCUAGCAUAACGAUGGCACCGUACCGUGUUUGAGACAUACUUAUCUGCUCGACGUUAGUUCGGUCUUCGGGGCAAGCGCAUUGGCGCUGGGUGCGUAUGUAUGAUGUAUGGCCCCUCGUAUGGACCCUCUCGUAGCCCCUGUUGUCCCCUUGUGUGGUGUGUGUUCGAGCUUAAAGCGCGAGCUGAACCUCCUGAAACUUGUAGUUGGGCAAUAUGAGGAUUUGCUGGCUUGGUGGCGGCGAGUGAAAAGAGAAAGCCUCGGAUGUAUGCCCCCGGUCGGCUGGGCAGUGACAGUCCGCUGCCGUGGGUGGGCUGUGCGUCUGGUGCCUGGUGUAUGUGCGGGCACGGACAUUGUAUUGUUUCAUUUUGCCAUGAUUUUGGUUCACCUGUUGACGUAUUUAGAAGUCUUUUGGCACCCGCUUGACUUCAAUCGUUUGAUGCCCAGGUUACACGGUACGCAUGUGUAAAACUCAUGUGUGCGUCGAGCCAGUCUGAGUUGUAACGCCAUCAAAGC